GUGACCACAGGAAUUCGUAACCCAGCGAUUGACGCAAACCCACAUAAUGAAACAUAGCCAGCUCACAUUUUCGAAACAAAUUACUCCCCCAGUGGAAAGUGUGAGUUGUAUUUUUUGUUGUUGCAGAAGAGGUGGACAUGAGUGAGACAGGUAAAUUCGUGUAAGGUGGAUUAAAAAAAAACCUUCUUCAGACAAAUUAGUGUAGGUAGGUUAUUUGUAAAGAACCCCCACUUUCUGAUACGUAAACUGGGAAAUUCCGUUGUACCAUGAAGGUCGCUUAUAAGGCGGGAACUGUAGUGCCUUGUAUUGGAUUGUGCUCGACAAUUCGCUGUGGUUUAGUGCUAGGCUGUGACUUUUCCGAAGGAAUGAUGCAGAGAUGCUUCGGAAUAGUGGCUCUGGUCUGGCUUCUCAGUGUAGCUGGGAUCGUAGCGUCAGAAACCGCUCAGCAGCCCAGUUGGAUAUCCUGUCGAAUUCUUUCCAGGAAUCUCACUUCAAAGGUUUCUAAUUAUACACACAAACCGGAGGGCUGUUCGGAAAAUCUUCAGCUGAAUGGCAGUGACAAUAUCCCACGCAUAGAAAUCAGUGACAACUGUGACCCCAACACACUCAGGACUGUGCCGGAGACCUGCCUGAAGAAAAUAAAGGAAGGCUUGUUAUAUUACCACAAUCAGUUUAACCAACUGGGUAAAGUGAGAGCAUCAAAACACAGUGACAUUCGGACAUUUGCGGAUAAUCUUUCAAAAAUUUCCUUGGAUCUCCUAAAGUCAAUCAAGAUCUCGGACGACAGCACCGAUGCCACAGACUACAAGGUCACAGACAACAGUGCCGCAGACGAGCUUCAGAUCAAUGAUUGGAUUUUGGACUGCACAAUGUUUGUUACUCUACGGAGAUUUCAAUCAUUCUCAUCUUUGGUGGCUCGUGUCUUCGGCCAUCCAUCAGGAAACCCUUCAAAUCACCAUAGUACAUAGAAACAUAGAAAAUAGGUGCAGGAGUAGGCCAUUCGGCCCUUCGAGUCUGCACCGCCAUUCAAUAUGAUCAUGGCUGAUCAUCCAACUCGGUAUCCUGUACCUGCCUUCUCUCCAUACCCCCUGAUCCCUUUAACCACAAGGGCCACAUCUAACUCCCUCUUAAAUAUAGCCAAUGAACGGGCCUCAACUACCUUCUGUGGCAGAUAAUUCCAGAGAUUCACCACUCUCUGUGUGAAAAAUGUUUUCCUCAUCUCGGUCCUAAAAGAUUUCCCCCUUAUCCUUAAACUGUGACCCCUUGUUCUGGACUUCCCCAACAUCGGGAACAAUCUUCCUGCAUCUAGCCUGUCCAACCCCUUAAGAAUUUUGUAAGUUUCUAUAAGAUCCCCCCUCAAUCUUCUAAAUUCUAGCAAGUACAAACCGAGUCUAUCCAGUCUUUCUUCAUAUGAAAGUCCUGACAUCCCAGGAAUCAGUCUGGUGAACCUUCUCUGUACUCCCUCUAUGGCAAGAAUGUCUUUCCUCAGAUUAGGAGACCAAAACUGUACGGAAUACUCCAGGUGUGGUCUCACCAAGACCCUGUACAACUGCAGUAGAACCUCCCGGCUUCCUAUACUCAAAUCCUUUUGCUAUGAAUGCUAACAUACCAUUCGCCUUCUUCACAGCCUGCUGCACCUGCAUGCCUACUUUUAAUGACUGGUGUACCAUGACACCCAGGUCUCGUUGCAUCUCCCCCUUUCCUAAUCAGCGACCAUUCAGAUAAUAGUCUACUUUCCUGUUUUUGCCACCAAAGUGGAUAACCUCACAUUUAUCCACAUUAUACUGCAUAUGCCAUGCAUUUGCCCACUCACCCAGCCUAUCCAAGUCACCUUGCAGCCUCCUUGCAUCCUCCUCACAGCUAACACUGCCCCCCAGCUUCAUGUCAUCCGCAAACUUGGAGAUGUUGCAUUCAAUUCCCUCGUCCAAAUCAUUAAUAUAUAUCGUAAAUAUGGGGUCCCAGCACUGAGCCUUGCGGUACCCCACUAGUCACUGCCUGCCAUUGUGAAAAGGACCCGUUUACUCCUACUCUUUGCUUCCUGUCUGCCGGCCAAUUCUCUAUCCACAUCAAUACUGAACCCCCAAUACCGUGUGCUUUAAGUUUGUGUAGUAAUCUCUUAUGUGGGAUCUUGUCGAAAGCCUUCUGGAAGUC
Messenger RNA from Leucoraja erinaceus (little skate), 2151 nucleotides. RefSeq names its product interleukin-23 subunit alpha-like. Gene Ontology annotation, cellular component: interleukin-23 complex; extracellular region. The transcript is spliced from 4 exons. Gene Ontology annotation, biological process: positive regulation of T-helper 17 cell lineage commitment; immune response; positive regulation of T cell proliferation. Gene Ontology annotation, molecular function: cytokine activity. The coding region runs from base 267 to 968 and encodes 233 amino acids. NCBI's taxonomy places the organism in Eukaryota, Metazoa, Chordata, Chondrichthyes, Rajiformes, Rajidae. The record is from RefSeq and is a predicted model, not a curated record.